Molecule: messenger RNA, 1395 nt
Organism: Polistes canadensis
Lineage: Eukaryota; Metazoa; Arthropoda; Insecta; Hymenoptera; Vespidae
Product: syntaxin-1A-like
Exons: 9
Coding region: 499-1389 (296 amino acids)
Biological process (GO): vesicle fusion; exocytosis; intracellular protein transport
Cellular component (GO): endomembrane system; SNARE complex; plasma membrane
Molecular function (GO): SNARE binding; SNAP receptor activity
Source: RefSeq, a predicted model, not a curated record
GAAAAAACUAUAGAAUAUUUUUCUUUUAAAUAAAAAUUUAAGAUAUAUAUGUUUUCCAAAUAAAAAAGUUAUUUUAUGCAUCAUGAAUGUGAUAAAGACUAUUAUGAUACAGAUAUCACUGAGUAUAUUAAAUGGGAUUACAAUACUUUUCACUUAAGAUGAAGAAGGCAAACACGUGUUCGCAAUUGAUUUAAAUUUCGGCCUUGUAGCUCAGCUGCUAAGUGGCUGUUUCCUAUUACAUUCCAGAUGCAAAGUAUCUUCAUUUACACAGACGAUCUAUUUUAGAUUAAAACUAUGCCAAGGAUGUUCAUGGAAAAAUUAUUCAUAAGUUUAAAUCUAUCAAUUUAAAUUACUCACGCGAUUUCACGAAAUAAAUGGAAGAUCGACUUUUAUCUAUUACCUGCAACGCCCUGAUAAGAUGGAUAAUGAGAUAUAUAUCAAGUGUAUUCAGUUCACCAGUAUCGUCAGUUACACGUUGAUCUUGAAACAAUACUCAUCAUGGUUCGCGAUCGCUUGCCGGAUUUAUGUGCCUCUCGUAAUAGCAGUACUACGUUCGGCAGGGGAUUUUUGCAAGAUGUUCAUAUUCAAAUAGCACAAAAUAAAAAAUUAAAAGAAGUGCUAAUGGAAGUUGAAGAAGUACGUGAUUUAAUACAAUUGCUUAUGGAAAAUAUAUCCAUUGUUAAGGAUUUGCAUAAUAAUGUUUUAUCGCACACAAGCAAAGACUUGCAAAAAGAACUUGAAACUCGUACACAAAUCAUCUCACAAACAGCUUUUCACAUCCAACAAAAAUUACGAGGUAUGAAGGAAAAUAUAGCUGCUACAGAUUCUUUUAAUACAGAUAAUAUAAAGGAAAAUCCUGCUCAUAUACGAAUCAAACGAUUACAAUAUGCAACUAUGUUAAAGAUGUUUUCAGAUAUUAUGGAGGAUUAUAAUGCAUCAUUAUUAAGAUAUCAUGACAAAUGUUUACAGCUUUUGCAACAACAGAGAAUGUUAAUAAAGAAACAUACAGCAUAUGAGAUAGAUGAACCAGAUAGCGUACAUGAAAAUAACAUAUUUGUAGAUAAUAUCCUAGAAGACAGCAAAAUCACCAAAGAGCAAUUGUCUGCUAUAGAAGUACGACAUAAUGAAGUUUUGAAAUUAGAAAAAUCUAUUCAUGAUAUUAAAGAUAUGUUUACUGAAACAGCUUUCCUUAUUGAAAAACAAGGUGAGCAGAUAAACAGUGUAGAAUAUUUUGCAAAAAAUACUACAGAUGAUGUUGAAAGUGGUAAAAAAAGUCUUAAAAAAGCAGAAAAAAGGAGUGAUAGACUUAAAAAAAGAAAAAUAAAGAUUAUCAUUAUUGUUGGGAUAAUAAUAUUUUUUAUUCUACUAAUUAUCUUAUUUCUCAAUUAAUCUCUU